GAUGACAUCAUAGGUGACAUCACUAACGGUUUCGAUGAUAUCAUAGGUGACAUCAUUAACGGUUACGAUGACAUCAUAGGUGACAACACUAACGGUUACGAUGACAUCAUAGGUGACAUCACUAACGGUUACGGUGACAUUAUGAGUGACAACAUUAACGGUUACGAUGACAUCAUAGGAGACAUCAUUAACGGCUACGAUAAUAUCAUAGGUGACAACAUUAACGGUUACGAUGACAUCGUAAGAGACAUCAUGAACGGUUACGAUGAUAUCAUAAGUGACAUCAUUAAUAGUUACGGUUACGAUGACAUCAUAGGUGACAUCAUUAACGGUUACGAUGACAUCAUAGGUGACAUCAUUAACGGUUACGAUGACAUCAUAGGUGACAUCAUUAACGGUUUCGAUGACAUCAAAGGUGACAUCAUAAACGGUUUCGAUGACAUCAUAGGUGACAACAUUAACGGCUACGAUGACAUCAUAGGUGACAUCAUUAACGGUUACGAUGACAUCAUAGGUGACAUCAUUAACGGUUACGAUGACAUCAUAGGUGACAUCAUAAACGGUUACGAUGACAUCAUAGGUGACAUCAUAAACGGUUACGAUGACAUCAUAGGUGACAUCAUUAACGGUUACGAUGACAUCAUAGGUGACACCAUUAACGGUUACGAUGACAUCAUAGGUGACAUCAUUAACGGUUUCGAUGACAUCAAAGGUGACAUCAUAAACGGUUACGAUGGCAUCAUAGGUGACAUCAUUAACUGUUACGAUGACAUAAGUGACAUCAUAAACGGUUACGAUGACAUCAUAGGUUACAUCAUUAACGGUUACGGCGACAUCAAAGGUGACAUCAUAAACGGUUACGAUGACAUCAUAGGUGACAUCAUUAACUGUUACGCUGACAUCAUAAGUGACAUCAUUAACUGUUACGAUGACAUCAUAGGUGACAUCAUUAACGGUUUCGAUGACAUCAAAGGUGACAUCAUUAACGGUUACGAUGACAUCAUAGGUGACAUCAUUAACGGUUUCGAUGACAUCAAAGGUGACAUCAUUAACGGUUACGAUGACAUCAUAGGUGACAUCAUUAACGGUUUCGAUGACAUCAAAGGUGACAUCAUUAACGGUUACGAUGACAUCAUAGGUGACAUCAUUAACGGUUACGGUGACAUCAAAGGUGACAUCAUAAACGGUUACAAUGACAUCAUCGGUGACAUCAUUAACUGUUACGAUGACAUCAUAGGUGACAACACUAACGGUUACGAUGACAUCAUAGGUGACAUCACUAACGGUUACGGUGACAUUAUGAGUGACAACAUUAACGGUUACGAUGACAUCAUAGGAGACAUCAUUAACGGCUACGAUGAUAUCAUAGUUGACAACAUUAACGGUUACGAUGACAUCGUAAGAGACAUCAUGAACGGUUACGAUGACAUCAUAAGUGAUAUCAUUAAUAGUUACGGUUACGAUGACAUCAUAGGUGACAUCAUUAACGCUUACGAUGACAUCAUAGGUGACAUCAUUAACGGUUACGAUGACAUCAUAGGUGACAUCAUUAACGGUUUCGAUGACAUCAAAGGUGACAUCAUAAACGGUUACGAUGACAUCAUAGGUGACAACAUUAACGGUUACAAUGACAUCAUAGGUGACAUCAUUAACGGUUACGAUGACAUCAUAGGUGACAUCAUUAACGGUUACAAUGACAUCAUAGGUGACAUCAUUAACGGUUACGAUGACAUCAUAGGUGAUAUCAUUAACGGUUUCGAUGACAUCAAAGGUGACAUCAUUAACGGUUACGAUGACAUCAUAGGUGACAUCAUUAACGGUUACGAUGACAUCAUAGGUGACAUCAUUAACGCUUACGAUGACAUCAUAGGUGACAUCAUUAACGGUUACGAUGACAUCAUAGGUGACAUCAUUAACGGUUUCGAUGACAUCAAAGGUGACACAUAAACGGUUACGAUGACAUCAUAGGUGACAUCAUUAACUGUUACGAUGACAUAAGUGACAUCAUAAACGGUUACGAUGACAUCAUAGGUUACAUCAUUAACGGUUACGGUGACAUCAAAGGUGACAUCAUAAACGGUUACGAUGACAUCAUAGGUGACAUCAUUAAC
Molecule: messenger RNA, 2111 nt
Organism: Mya arenaria
Lineage: Eukaryota; Metazoa; Mollusca; Bivalvia; Myida; Myidae
Product: GRIP and coiled-coil domain-containing protein-like
Exons: 2
Coding region: 142-1947 (601 amino acids)
Source: RefSeq, a predicted model, not a curated record